Molecule: messenger RNA, 2661 nt
Organism: Didymosphaeria variabile
Lineage: Eukaryota; Fungi; Ascomycota; Dothideomycetes; Pleosporales; Didymosphaeriaceae
Exons: 2
Coding region: 1-2661 (886 amino acids)
Source: RefSeq, a predicted model, not a curated record
AUGGAGGGAUCACGCCAGCCUCGCAAGCGUCCGCAGUCCGAAGUCAAGCAGUUCUCGCAUGCACGGCCUACACACGGACAACGUCGCACACGUAGUACUCGUACUACUGCAGGUAUCAAUCCAGCGAAUCAGCAUACCCGUGAAGACACUCCAGCGAUACCAAAUGCUUUUGCUGAGUUCAAGUUUUUCGACGAUGAAGAACCAGGCCCAGGUGAGGUGCCACUUCCUAUCGACAAUCGUCUUUCACUAGGUUUGAGCGGACCAGGCUCUGCUGCAGUUUCCGAGCUGUCUCCCGAGCGUCAUCUAAACCAUUUAACGAAUCCUGGAACGUAUGUCUUGAGUGAUUCAGCUGUACCAGACACGCCACCUCGACUUUCCUUCCCUCAGUAUAUUGACGAAGAUAGACUGAGGCUAGGCGAACUUACACAUCCAAGCGGGAGUCCGGUACUGAGACGCGAAGUCAUAGUGAACGUCGAAAGGCCCGAUUUGAAUGCAUUUGACCAAAAGCUGGAUCAUGACCCUGGCGAAACAGCGGAACAUUCCGUAGAGACCCAAAAGGUUGCAGGCCUCAGGUCGAUUGCCGAAUCGCCAACACAAGAGGAUGAGCUGCCUGUUCUCCGAGGUAGUGCUCUUGCGGCUUUGAAUACGCCGACUGUCUCUGUUGCGAAGCAUGUCGCCAGGGCUGAUCAAGGUGAUUCGGAGAACCAAGAGCCAAAAGUCGUCAACGUAAGCAAGAACAGCAAUGAACCGGAGUUGCGGCAGCGAAAAUAUUCGGUCGAUCAGAACCCCCAGCACACGCAACCCGUAUAUAAUGGCGCACAAAAAUUUCUUAUCCGAAGGAAAUCUCUUCCUAUAGCCGCAGAAUUUGCGCCGGAGACACCUACCACCACGUUGGAAGCGACGCGAGAACUUUUGAAAGAUCUUGUAGACCAGGAAUCCGGGACCAGGAGUAUUGAAUCAGUCGUCGACCCAUCACAGGAUAUCAGGGGAACAGCAAAGGAGACUCUCACCACCUCGCAAGCCCGGCCGGCAACGCCAGGCCCAGCUGUGCGACCCGCGUCGCCACCGCUACAUCGCAAUGCUGCAGAUAACCGCAACCCGCUGGAAAAGCAAGACCGCGAAACCUGGACACUCUACAACCUUUCGUGCUGGACUGACAAAGCAUUCCUCAAGACGCUACUCAAAGGCCCAACGGUGGAGUUUCGCGUCGAAGCGCAUAGCGACCCUUUCCUGACCAACGUGUCCCAAGAAAUGUUGAAGCAUUUCUGUGGUGAACAGCACCUAGCCCGCCUCAUUCGGGACUACAGUCUGCAACCUGACCUACGAACAGAGGAUGGCGGGGAGAAGAAUAUUCUGAUCUUCCCAGAGAGGUCCGUCGACGCCACCGCCAUACUGCGCAUAGUCCGCUACAUGCGCCGCUGCUGCAUGCGCACAACCACCAUCACGAAACCUCACUUCCAGCUCCACGCCCCACCCUCCCUGGAAGCAAACAUCGAGACCAUUCGCGCGUGUAAUAUCUUCGGGCUGUACGCCGACGCGCGCCGCCUCCAGUACUUUCUCACCGAUAAGAAGAUUCCUGGGGGGAAAUUGACUAUGGAAGAUGUGGAGACGAUCUGGGAGGGAUAUGGCGGGGGCCUCAGAGAUAGCGUGUACACCGAUGCCUUGCUGACGCACCUUGUGUACAACGUGCUUGGUUCUGAUAGCGUCGAUCGUGAGGACUUUAUGGUGCUCCUUGACCAGGAAGAAUUUGCAGGGUUGAGAGAGUUGGUAGGCACGGAGUUGGGGAUCAAGAAGAGGGCUGCAGAAGAUAGGGAGAUGUUCCAGAUGCGACUUCAGCUCGAACGCGAGGAGAGAGUGAAUCAGGCCCUUGGGAAGGGUAAGCGCCUGACUAAGAUGGAGAAGAUCAGGGCGAGUAGGGGGCCAAUGGUGCAAGGGCGUUUGCUGAGGGUGCUGAGUUACGAUGCGUUGUUGGAACCGGAUUUGACGGCUGAGACGAGGUAUAAGGCGAGACCAGGACUAAAAAGGAGGUCGCUGUCUACUUCAGAUCUUACGGAUAAGUCGAAUGAGGCAAAAGAGCCAGAAAGACUGGACUCUGCCGGGAGACUUUUCCAAAAUGCGUUGAAGGAAAUAAAAGAAUCGGGAGCGGGCAUUGGAAGAGCCGAAACGAUACUGAAAGAACCUUCUGAUGCAGAAGAGCGGAUCACACUUUCAGCUAUACGGACACCCGGCAGACCAGCAGGCCCAACACCUUCCGGUAGGAAGCACAGGAGUGGCAGGCCAGAACAAUGGCGAGGUCAGCAUUCGGAGGACACCCGCCCGGAGGUGCCACCAAAGGACCCACAACCCGGUGUCGUAGGCAUAGGAGGGGUACGGCAGGAAAAGACCACGCUACUUCGAAAUGCAGCAGCGCAUCCUAAUACUCAACCGCAAGAUGCGCCGCGAACGCGUUUGUACGCUAGAUCAAUAUCGUCUGGUGGCUUGCUCGGCAAUGGUGGGAAAACACAGCCAGGGUCAUCUGUCGUGACUUCGCAGCGGGCGCCUAUGCUGAGGUCCCGAACAGAUCCAUAUUGGGCAACUCUGGGAAAUCAAUCUCGCCCAGCGAAGAAAAAGACUCCGAGCAAGCUGAAGCAGGUGUGGGAUGAGAUGCGAAACUUCUUUUGA